UGAAAUUGAUCGAGUUCCGGUAUUUUUAGAUAGAAUCACUAUAGCGUAUUAAAUAAUUGACCAUAAAGGAUAUAAAAGGUACCUGUUUCUAGUUCAGUUGUACGCGGUAUGAUGCUGAGAUUUUGGGUGCUUUUGGGUUUGAUUGGCGUCAACAGUCAGCUAAAAAUGGAAAUUGAUCCCGCAAAAAUUACUUGGGCACAUGGUGUUAACGAUAAGGCUUUCCUAAAAAGUUCCUUGAUGAGCAAUAUCGACAUGUUAGAAGCAGACAUUCUGAUGGGCAGAUUAGUAGAUGGCAAAGAAAUUGAAAUACCAAUCAUGGCGCAUCCACCUAAUCAAAUUUCUGAUCUUUCCUUAAUGGAUUUUCUAACCGUAGUGGACGAUUUCAACAGAAUGAACCCUCUCAAAAAGGGGGUGAAGUUGGAUUUCAAAUCGAUCGAGGCAUUCGAAACAGCAAUAAGCAAUGAACUGUUCAUCAACAUCACAUCUGAGGCAGACUAUCCUGUGUGGUUGAAUGCUGAUAUCCUAGUGGGUCCACAUGCUCCAGCUUACUCAAAACCGGUUGAUGCAGCUCGUUUUCUCAAGGGAAGCAAAUUGAUACCUAACGCAGUGCUUUCUUUGGGCUGGACAACCAACUUCGACAGUACUCAUAAUUCAGGUUAUACCUUUCCUCAAAUCGAAGAAAUGCUGUACACAUUAAAACAAAACGAAGUAUCCCAAAGGAUUACCUUUCCUGUACGAGCUGGUUUGGUAGCAGAAUCUCAGGACCAAAUGACUAUGUUGUUGAGGAACAACAGUCACACUCUCACCGUUUGGUCUGGUGCACGAGAUGAAGGAUUUGACGUUGCAAAAUUGAACGAGGUGCUAGAUAGUAUUGAGAGUGGUAGAGUUUAUGUAGAUGUUCCUGAAACUCUUAGAAAUCGGUUGAAUAUAGUCAUCGGCAAGAAUAAAAUUAGAUUAUAGUUUAUAUAGAUAGGUUAGGUUUAAGGCAAUUUUAUGCUCAAAUUAUGGUAGAUACAUAUCUUUUUUUUAAAUAGCGAUUGUACUUAAUUACAGUAAAUUAUUGAUUAAAGAGAGGAGAUGAGGUGAUCUCUGUCCAUCUAAUAUUUCGGAUUCAAUAACGUAAGACGAAAUUUUGAGACAUUCCUACCAAGUUGAUGUUGUAAUAAAAGAAAACAAUUUUUAAGAUAUGAUAAAAUGUUCUCAAAAAAGAAUGAUCUCUUCAACAAUUCACCUCAAAUAUAGUCUUUAAUUUCUUUUGAAAAACGUUAUUCUGUAGAGAAAUAAUAUAUGCCAAAUAAUAAAUAGAUACCAACUUAUAUUUCUAUUAGCUCAAGUCUCUAGACAAUAUUUGGAAAAUGUACUUAAUUUUGGCUAACCAAUAGCAUAUUUCAUAAUUUUCUUUGUUGAAUAAGUCUAUAGAUAGAUAUAUAUUUAUAUAACAUCUGUGCCUCAAUUCUUAUUAUGUAAUUAUAAAAUAAUUAAUACAAUUACCUCAUUAGGAAGAUUUGA
This is a messenger RNA of Harmonia axyridis, 1509 nucleotides long. RefSeq names its product protein FAM151B. The transcript is spliced from 5 exons. The coding region runs from base 109 to 960 and encodes 283 amino acids. NCBI's taxonomy places the organism in Eukaryota, Metazoa, Arthropoda, Insecta, Coleoptera, Coccinellidae. The record is from RefSeq and is a predicted model, not a curated record.